AUGAUUAGGAUACAGCAGUAUUUUUCUGAUACGCUUAACUCCUUAGAUGCUGUCAUUAUUGGGGUGACCCUGAUGAUUAAUAUCAUUUAUACUUUUUAUGAUUUUCAGGGACUUAAUAAUAUCCCCAGAUUGGCAGUGUUAUUUCGAUCUCUACGACUAAUCAUUCUGAUGAGAGUUUUUCAUUUGGCUUAUCAAAAAAGGCAUCUUGAAAGCCUGACAAGAAGGAUGGUUUCAGGGAACAAAAGGCGCUACAGGAGGGAUGGAUUUGACCUAGAUCUCACUUAUGUUACUGAUCGCAUUAUUGCAAUGUCAUUUCCAUCUUCUGGAAAACAGUCUUUCUAUAGGAAUCCCAUUAAGGCUAUUCAUCUAGACAUAUUUCCUAUUCAUCUAGACAUAUUUCAAGUUUUUGAAAAAUGGAGAACUGGAACUAUGGUUUGUGCUUACCUUCUUGCUAGUGAAAUAUUUACAACUGCAGAGGAAAGCCUGCAUCAUUUUGGAAAAUGCCGAACAGAUAUAACCACUAGCUCUAAAUUUCAGGGAAUAGAAACACCUUCCCAGAAUAGGUAUGUUGGAUAUUUUGCCAAAGUGAAAAAUGACUACCACUGGGAUCUUCCUCCAAUCAAAUUCCUCUUUUUAAAAAGCAUUGUUAUUUAUUCAAUUCAUGGUAAGGUCUGUGAUCUGAAAUUACAAGUAAUAAUGCACAAAGAGCUUGUGUUUUUCUGCUCUUUUUCUAAAAACUGCAGGAUGUAUUAUGAUGCUGAAACAAACAGAGUAAUAAUUAAUCCAAUCAACUGUCCAUAUCUGUGUGAUGAUGUGAAAAUGAAAUUUUUUUCUUCAGGUCUUCAAAGAUACUAUGACAACUGCUCUUUUUACUUUUGGUUCAAUACAUCUUUUAUACAAAAUCAGAGGCUUUAUCUUCCAAGGAGUGAAUUGGAUAAUCCACACAAGUCAAAAACAUGGCAUAUUUAUCAACGAGAUUUUGCAGUAGAAUUAUAUUUUGAAUGA
Messenger RNA from Orycteropus afer afer, 1005 nucleotides. RefSeq names its product phosphatidylinositol 3,4,5-trisphosphate 3-phosphatase TPTE2-like. Lineage: Eukaryota; Metazoa; Chordata; Mammalia; Tubulidentata; Orycteropodidae. Gene Ontology annotation, cellular component: cytosol. The record is from RefSeq and is a predicted model, not a curated record. The transcript is spliced from 14 exons. Gene Ontology annotation, molecular function: phosphatidylinositol-3,4,5-trisphosphate 3-phosphatase activity. Bases 1 to 1005 code for a protein of 334 amino acids. Gene Ontology annotation, biological process: dephosphorylation.